Messenger RNA from Erigeron canadensis, 3062 nucleotides. Its product is annotated as putative receptor-like protein kinase At3g47110. Gene Ontology annotation, molecular function: ATP binding; protein binding; protein kinase activity. The coding region runs from base 1 to 3006 and encodes 1001 amino acids. The record is from RefSeq and is a predicted model, not a curated record. The transcript is spliced from 3 exons. Lineage: Eukaryota; Viridiplantae; Streptophyta; Magnoliopsida; Asterales; Asteraceae. Gene Ontology annotation, biological process: protein phosphorylation.
AUGAUUUUCAUAUCACGCCACUUUUCUAAUUCUACCUUCUUAUAUACUUUGGUUAUGGUUAUAUUUAUGACUGUUUUUGCUGUCAUCUCUGGUUUUUAUGUUGGAAAUGAAAGCGAUCAUAUGGCGUUGUUGUCCUUCAAGGCAUUGAUCAUUAGUGAUCCAUACGGAGCUCUAAAAUCAUGGAACUCUUCAUCCCAAUUUUGUAAUUGGAGUGGUGUUUCAUGUGGGAAGCGGCAUAAAAGAGUGACUGUGAUACAACUAGCGUCAAAAAACCUACAAGGAUCAUUGUCUUCUUAUGUAGGAAACUUGAGCUUCCUUCAAGUGUUAUCACUUCACAACAACAGCUUUCAAGGAACCAUCCCACAUGAGCUUGGUCGUUUAUCAAGACUACGUUUUCUUAGAUUUUCUCGAAACAAAUUUAACGGAGUCAUUCCUACUAACUUGUCUGGUUGUUAUAAACUUGAAGUUCUACGACUUGAAGUUAAUAAUCUUACUGGAAGCAUACCCUUGGAGUUAAGUUUUCUUUCCAAACUUACUUUACUUAUACUCGAAUCUAAUAACUUAAUUGGAGGAAUCUCUCCAUUCAUAGGGAAUCUUACAUCCAUGGAAGUAUUCUCUAUAGCAAAAAAUCCAUUGGGUGGGAGCCUUCCAGACACCUUAGGCCGCUUGAAAAACUCAUGGUUGUUUUACGCCGGUAGAUGUAACUUACAUGGAACCAUCCCUAACUCCAUUUACAACCUCUCGCUCCUCACUAAUUUUUCUUUAACGGGUAAUCAACUUACGGGCACUCUUUCUCCAACAAUUGGGUCAAUGCUCCCAAAUCUUCGAUACCUGCAACUAAACAGAAAUCAAUUGUCUGGCUUUAUUCCCCCGUCAAUUUCUAAUUGUUCAAAGUUAGAUGAGCUUCAUUUGGGUUUUAAUAACUUUAGUGGAAAGUUAACAGUUGAUUUUGCAAACCUAAAAGAUAUUUCUCAUAUAUAUUUGCAUGCUAACAACUUCAAUGGAGGUGGAGAGGCAGAUGAAAUGAAAUUUAUUGAUUCUUUAAGAAACUGCAGCAAGUUAAAUGUAUUGAGUCUUGCUCAUUGUAACUUUCAAGGAGUGGUCCCUAUAUCAAUAGGUAACCUUUCUCACAAAAUCCAUCAUUUAGAUUUAGGAAAUAAUAAUAUACAUGGAAAACUCCCUUCCAGUAUAGGUAACCUAGUUGGUUUGACCUUAUUAGUUUUUCAAGAUAACCAAUUAACAGGAAGGAUCCCCUCUACCAUUGGCAAGCUUGAAAAGCUACAAGAGGUUUAUCUAUAUAUAAAUCAAAUUUCAGGGCCAAUUCCAUAUGAAAUAGGGAACUUAUCAAUGUUGAAUGAGAUUAGUUUCGGAUCUAACAGAUUGGAAGGAGAUAUCCCACCAACUUUGGGAAAUUGUCAUCAGCUCAAACAAUUGUUCCUCGUGAACAAUAAACUAAGUGGAAAAAUACCCAUACAACUUUUUCAACUUACUUUACUAACAUCAUUAUAUCUUUCAAGUAAUAGUCUCUCUAGUUUACUUCCAAGAGAGAUUGAAAAUCUCAAACUUUUGAACGAGCUAGAUGUAUCUCAUAAUCAUCUUUCAGGUAACAUUCCAAGCAACCUUGGUGGUUGUACUAGCCUUAACCUCUUAUACAUCAAUGACAACUUAUUUGACGGCAUGAUACCACCAUCAUUAAGUUCCAUGAGAGGACUGGCAGAACUCGAUGUUUCUCAUAAUAAUUUAUCGGGUCAAAUUCCUGGGUUCUUAGAACAGUUAUCCUUAGAAUAUUUGAACAUAUCGUUUAACAAUUUCCAUGGUGAAGUACCAGUAAAAGGAGUAUUUGCUAAUGCAAGUGCAUUAUCCAUUUUGGGCAACAAUAGGCUUUGUGGUGGCUUGGUUCAACUUAGUUUACCCAAAUGUAAGAUGGUAGAUAAACAUAACAAAAAGUUCACAUUGCUCAUUAUAGUUAUGUUAGUUUCUUGUGUGAUAUUUUUCAUACUAUGUUUUGUCUACACUUACUUCAAAAAGAAAAAGAAUCGCCAACCGUCUCAAUCAUCCAGGAACGAAAGGUUCUUAAAAGUUUCAUAUGAUCAACUCCUCAAGGCUACUGGUGGCUUCUCUGAAACAAACUUGAUUGGCCAAGGGGUCUCAAGCUCUAUUUAUAAAGGAACCUUUGAUCACGAUAACACAUUAGUUGCAGUAAAGGUUCUACAUCUACAUAUACAGGGAGCUCACAAAAGCUUUAUAGCGGAGUGUGAAGCAUGGCGGAGUAUACGACAUCGGAAUCUUCUGAGGAUAAUAACGUCAUGUUCAAGCAUUGACUUUCAAGGAAAGGAUUUCAAAGCUUUGGUUUACGAGUUCAUGCCCAACGGGAGUUUACAUGAUUGGUUGCAUUCAAAUGCAAAUACAUCUAAACUAGACCUACUUCAAAGAAUUAAUAUUCUCAUUGAUGUUGCAUCUGCACUUGAUUAUCUUCAUAAUCAGUGUUUACCAACUGUUGUUCAUGGAGACAUGAAGCCUAGCAAUAUUCUGUUAGAUAAUGAAAUGGUGGCCCACGUUGGAGAUUUUGGUUUGGCUAAAUUUCUUGGAAUAAACUCAAACCAAAACAACUCGACUGGAGUUAAAGGAACGAUUGGAUAUGCACCUCCUGAGUAUGGUUUAGGGACUACAAUGACAACUAGUGGAGAUGUUUACAGCUUUGGAAUAUUAUUAUUGGAGGUUAUGACUGGCAAAAAACCGACAGAUGACAUAUUCAAUGAAGACCUUACCCUUCAUAAGUUUGUUUAUGAGGCCUCGCUUGAUGAAGUAAUCGAUAUUAUUGAUAGUAAUAUUCUUGUCAUGCAAAGUACUGAAGCAAAUGCACAAAAAAUGGAAAAGUGUUUGGCUUCAACUAUCAUAAUUGGAGUAUCAUGCUCUUUAGAUUCCCCAUCACAACGAAUGAAUAUCAACAGUGUUGUGAACAAGUUGUUGAAUGUUCAGGAUGCUCUUAAACAUCUUGAGGUGUAACACCAAACUUGCAUGGUAGAAUUCAAUAUAGUUGCCGUAAGGAGUUGCAUAUGCUA